CAUUUCUUUUUCAUCUGAAGUGCUAGGUUGCCGCUCAGAAAGGCCUUUCUAUUCAAGGAAGCGGCGGGCGGAGCUACAGAGAAGAGGCAAUAUAAAGGGAGAAAUGUGUAGCGGACCACACUCAUGAUAGUAUGAUUUUGACGGGUGGGAAUCACAGCCAAACAAAGCGGGUCGACAAAUUCUAAACUCCUGGCUGUUACACCUCGUCCUCUCUCUAAUCCUUGCGCUGCGACACGGAUUACCUGCAGGAUAUUUACUGCUCUCAUCGCAGCAUUUGUACUUUGGGAUUACAGACAAACGGAGCUUUAAACCGCCGCUGUUGUUAGAGCGAAACGGAUGUCAGUGUGGUGGUUAGCGAUGGGAGAGGGUUUGGGGCCUCUCUCCCCUGUAGGAUGGUAGCCGACAGCACAGUGGAAGGCAACGACAAGACCCACUUGUCAAGCUCAUCUUCAUCGUCAUCAUCAUCCUCAUCAUCAUCCUCCUCAUCUUCCUUGUCCUCAUCAUCGUCACUGUCAUCAUCUCUGCAGAGGCGCGAGCUCCCUCUGAGCCCGCACCGCACAGAGUCCGAGGAGCUUCAGCGGCGGGCUGCUCCAGCGCCAAACCCGAGAUCAGUGACCGUCCCCUCUGUGUAUCUGACCCAUUUCCCGACCUUCAGCUGCAAGGAGGACUGCAAGAUCAUCACGGACACAGCGUCCAAGCUCGAGCGCAGUGGCUUCUACUGGGGCCCUCUGGGAGUGGAGGACGCACACCGCAUGCUGCGGGACGCUCCUCUGGGCAGUUUUCUCAUCCGGGACAGCAGACAGAAAGACGUCUUCUUCACAUUGUCCUACCACGCCAAGAGCGGACCGGUCAGCGUGCGCAUCGACUACAAGCGGCAAAAGUUCUCACUGGCGGGCAACGAGCGCACCUUCCCGACGCUCUUUGCCCUCUUGGAGCAUUACAUCAACUCUCCCAAGAAGAGCCUGAGCAUUCCAUACAGGAAAUGGGAGCCAACGCUGCAGGAGCUGUGCAGGAAGCGCAUCAUGGAGCUGUGUGGUGGAGCAAGCCGGGUCUCAGAGCUGCCACUCACCCAUAUUGUCCAAGACUUUCUGACGGAAUUCCCUUACAAGUUAUGACAUUGCCAUAUGGUAUUUUGACAGUAUUAUCAUUAAUCUCAAGAAAGCAAUAUUUACAAAGAACCAGGCAGGAGCGCUUGAC
Molecule: messenger RNA, 1197 nt
Organism: Thunnus maccoyii (southern bluefin tuna)
Lineage: Eukaryota; Metazoa; Chordata; Actinopteri; Scombriformes; Scombridae
Gene: socs1a
Product: suppressor of cytokine signaling 1a
Exons: 2
Coding region: 393-1115 (240 amino acids)
Biological process (GO): phosphatidylinositol phosphate biosynthetic process; intracellular signal transduction
Cellular component (GO): phosphatidylinositol 3-kinase complex
Molecular function (GO): 1-phosphatidylinositol-3-kinase regulator activity
Source: RefSeq, a predicted model, not a curated record